AUGACGAAUUCGCACAUCGCCGGCGAUGCGUCUUCUAAGCGACAUCGCGAGCACAUCGAACAGCCUGGAUCGCCCAUGAGUACGCGGCCGACCAAAAAAUGUUCUACGUUCUCUUCAUUGCACGUAUUUCGCACACCUGUCAAGUCUCAUACCGAACAUUCCCCGUCUCGCAGCGCCAAACAUGUUUUGAGCUGCUGGCGAUCACGUUUGGGUUGUUCCAAAUACGCAGCGUCGCAAGUCGACGCUGCUGUCCCGACGCUCAAAUACGAAAAACUCGAAAACUCUUUCUCGCAUCUGAAGCUACGAAGCCCCGAGCCCAUCGGCUUCACGCACGUUGAUGCUACUGACAGCAACACACAUGCCAUAUUUUCCAUGCCCGAAAUCGUCGCUAAAAUCCUCAAGUUUCUGGACGCCGACAUGGCCCUUCCACAAGAAAUAGUUCCAUUACGUAGAAGACCUCAGUCUCUUGCACACGCAGUUCUCAAGUGCAACGGUGACACUACGAAAGGUUUUCAGUUGUGGAAUCAAACCGUUGCGCAGCUGAAAACGGAAACAGGCCAAAAGUCGAGGUUUGAGCAACCGGUUUCAGGCAACUUGCAUAGUUGCAUGCUCGUCAACAAAUUAUGGCAUGAACUUGCACUUCAAAUUGUGCUCGAAAAAUUGCAUUUCAACGAUCACCGUAAGUUCCGGAAAUUCCUGGAGUCGAGUUCUCACUGGCCACGCGAUUCUAGUCCCUCUGCGACUAAGCCUUCCAUUCUGAUCUUGCAUAAGCUGAGCAAAUUGUCACAACAGGAUCUAGAUGACCUUGCGUCCAGAGUCGCAACAGAAAAACUCAAAUGGUUUGAACUUUACAUCUGUCCGACGGUUGCGUUGUCUCCCGACAUUUUCCACAUUUCCUGCAACGUGGAAAAACUGAUUUUACCGGGAAACCGGUUUGUCUCGGACCAAUUCCUCAUGAGUAUUGCACGCUCUCUGCCUAAAUUGAAAGAGCUGGAUUUGCGUGCGUGUGACGAGGUCAGCGAUAGCGGCGUUGUCGCGAUCGCGACUAGUUGUCCACAGCUCGAAAUCUGUAAUCUGGGUAGACAUCGCAACGGCCAUCGUAUAACAAGCGUCUCGCUUGUGGCGCUUGCGCGCCAUACUCAAAUUCAGACCGUUGGAGCAGCAGGCUGCGAAAUCACAGACGCUGGCGUUUGGGAGCUCGCUAUGCUGAGAGGCCAAGGUAUCACGAGGCUUUCGUUCAACAAUUGUAGACUUUUAACCAAUAAUUCGCUUCCAGCAUUAUUGGCACUCAAUUACUUACCUCAUCUGGUGGUCAUGGAAGUGCGUAACAUUGUCAAUAUCACCCAGGUUAGACCUUUCAUCAUUUACAAACGUUGGAAGAAGUCUAUGGGUGUGCCAGUCUUGAUUGAAGGCUGUGAACGAAUCGAACUUUUGAUGAUCGAAGAAAAGGGUCGGCUCGAUGCCGAAAACAGAGCCCGUAUCUUGGCAGAUCUCACUAAAUGGGUCAAUUGUGAGGACUUUUGA
This is a messenger RNA of Lachancea mirantina, 1524 nucleotides long. NCBI's taxonomy places the organism in Eukaryota, Fungi, Ascomycota, Saccharomycetes, Saccharomycetales, Saccharomycetaceae. The record is from the annotation of a GenBank genome assembly.